Molecule: messenger RNA, 3953 nt
Organism: Symphalangus syndactylus (siamang)
Lineage: Eukaryota; Metazoa; Chordata; Mammalia; Primates; Hylobatidae
Product: sphingomyelin phosphodiesterase 4
Biological process (GO): ceramide biosynthetic process; glycerophospholipid catabolic process; sphingomyelin catabolic process
Molecular function (GO): sphingomyelin phosphodiesterase D activity
Source: RefSeq, a predicted model, not a curated record
AGCCCUACCUUAGGGCGCCAGAGGCCGCCACAACGCAGGCGCAUUCAGCUACAGACCACUCCCUCCUCCGCACUCCUGCCUCUCCACUUCCCCUCUCCGCCCGGCCGGCCUUCGCUUUGCGCACGCGCCUUUUGAGGUAACGGCCCAAAGAGGUAGAAGCGCUUUUCCCGCCCGGCCGCGGGGCGUGGCUCUGCGCGUAGCUUGAUGACGACAUUUCGGCGCCGUGGCGGAAUGGCGGCUUCCACCUCUGAGGCGGGCGACGGUAUGGGUCCCACAGUGGUUUGCUAAGAAGGCCAUUUUCAACUCUCCACUGGAGGCUGCUAUGGCGUUCCCUCACCUGCAGCAGCCCAGCUUUCUACUGGCUAGCCUGAAAGCUGACUCUAUAAAUAAGCCCUUUGCACAGCAGUGCCAAGACUUGGUUAAAGUCAUUGAGGAUUUUCCAGCAAAGGAGCUGCACACCAUCUUCCCAUGGCUGGUAGAGAGCAUUUUCGGCAGCCUAGAUGGUGUCCUCAUUGGCUGGAACCUCCGCUGCUUACAGGGGCGCGUGAAUCCUGUGGAGUACAGCAUCGUGAUGGAAUUUCUUGACCCUGGUGGCCCAAUGAUGAAGUUGGUUUAUAAGCUUCAAGCUGAAGACUAUAAGUUUGACUUUCCUGUCUCCUACCUGCCUGGUCCUGUGAAGGCGUCCAUCCAGGAGUGCAUCCUCCCUGACAGUCCUCUGUACCACAACAAGGUCCAGUUCACCCCUACUGGGGGCCUUGGUCUGAACCUGGCCCUGAAUCCGUUCGAGUAUUACAUAUUCUUCUUUGCUUUGAGCCUCAUCACUCAGAAGCCACUCCCUGUGUCCCUCCACGUCCGUACUUCAGACUGUGCCUAUUUCAUCCUGGUGGACAGGUACCUGUCAUGGUUCCUGCCCACUGAAGGCAGUGUGCCCCCGCCACUCUCCUCCAGCCCAGGGGGGACCAGCCCCUCACCACCUCCCAGGACACCAGCCAUGCCCUUUGCUUCCUAUGGCCUCCACCACACUAGCCUCCUGAAGCGACACAUCUCUCAUCAGACGUCAGUGAAUGCAGACCCAGCCUCCCAUGAGAUCUGGAGGUCAGAAACUCUGCUCCAGGUUUUCGUUGAAAUGUGGCUUCAUCACUAUUCCUUGGAGAUGUAUCAAAAAAUGCAGUCCCCUCACGCCAAGCUGGAGGUUCUGCACUACCGACUCAGUGUCUCCAGCGCCCUCUACAACCCUGCCCAACCCAGCCUCCAGGCCCUCCACGCCUACCAAGAGUCGUUCACGCCUACUGAGGAGCAUGUGUUGGUGGUGCGCCUGCUGCUGAAGCACCUGCACGCCUUUGCCAACAGCCUGAAGCCAGAGCAGGCCUCACCCUCCGCCCACUCCCACGCCACCAGCCCCCUGGAGGAGUUCAAACGGGCCGCUGUCCCGAGGUUCGUCCAGCAGAAACUCUACCUCUUCUUGCAGCAUUGCUUUGGCCACUGGCCCCUGGACGCAUCAUUCAGAGCUGUCCUGGAGAUGUGGCUGAGCUACCUGCAGCCGUGGCGGUACGCACCUGACAAGCAGGCUCUGGGCAGCGACUCCCAGCCCCGGUGUGUGUCGGAGAAAUGGGCGCCCUUUGUCCAGGAGAACCUGCUGAUGUACACCAAGUUGUUUGUGGGCUUCCUGAACCGUGCGCUCCGCACAGACCUGGUCAGCCCCAAGCAUGCGCUCAUGGUGUUCCGAGUGGCCAAAGUCUUUGCCCAGCCCAACCUGGCUGAGAUGAUUCAGAAAGGUGAGCAGCUGUUCCUGGAGCCAGAGCUGGUCAUCCCCCACCGCCAGCACCGACUCUUCACGGCCCCCACCUUCACUGGGAGCUUUCUGUCACCCUGGCCACCAGCGGUCACUGAUGCCUCCUUCAAGGUGAAGAGCCAUGUCUACAGCCUGGAGGGCCAGGACUGCAAGUACACCCCGAUGUUUGGGCCCGAGGCCCGCACCCUGGUCCUGCGCCUCGCUCAGCUCAUCACACAGGCCAAACACACAGCCAAGUCCAUCUCGGACCAGUGUGCGGAGAGCCCGACUGGCCACUCCUUCCUCUCAUGGCUGGGCUUUAGCUCCAUGGAUACCAACGGCUCUUACACAGCCAACGACCUGGACGAGAUGGGGCAAGACAGCGUCCGGAAGACAGAUGAAUACCUGGAGAAGGCCCUGGAGUACUUACGCCAGAUAUUCCGGCUCAGCGAAGCGCAGCUCAGGCAGUUCACACUCGCCUUGGGCACCGCCCAGGAUGAGAAUGGAAAAAAGCAGCUUCCUGACUGCAUCGUGGGUGAGGACGGACUCAUGCUUACGCCCCUGGGGCGGUACCAGAUCAUCAAUGGGCUGCGAAGGUUUGAAAUUGAGUACCAGGGGGACCCGGAGCUGCAGCCCAUCCGUAGCUAUGAGAUCGCCAGCUUGGUCCGCACGCUCUUCAGGCUGUCGUCUGCCAUCAACCACAGAUUUGCUGGACAGAUGGCGGCUCUGUGUUCCCGGGAUGACUUCCUCGGCAGCUUAUGUCGCUACCACCUCACAGAACCUGGGCUGGCCAGCAGGCACCUGCUGAGCCCUGUGGGGCGGAGGCAGGUGGCCGGCCACACCCGCGGCCCCAGGCUCAGCCUGCGCUUCCUGGGCAGUUACCGGACGCUGGUCUCGCUGCUGCUGGCCUUCUUCGUGGCCUCUCUGUUCCGCGUUGGGCCUCUCCCAUGCACGCUGCUGCUCACCCUGGGCUACGUCCUCUACGCCUCUGCCAUGACACUGCUGACCGAGCGGGGGAAGCUGCACCAGCCCUGAAGGUGUCAGCUGCCUUCAGAGCAGGCUGGAGGGAUUUGCCACACAGCCCCACCCUUGGGCCUGAGAGGACCUGGGAAGCCCCUCCAGGAGGGAACACGGUCAUCCUCGGGCUUCUGGAGCGGGGUUCCUGCAGCCGCAGAGGCAUCUGGAGGAAACGCAACCAAGAAGGGAAGGCAGGUGGGGCCCAGCAAAGGAGUGGCUACCAGGGCUCAACAGCCACGCUCUGUGACAGCGCAGAGCUCAGCGCCGGCCUUUCCCUCCCUCCGCCAAGGACUCAUGGCCAAGCCAGCUCUCGGGGCCUUUUUUCCAGUGCCCAUUUGGGUACUCUGCUGCACCAAGCUUGGGAGCCAGCCUGCCAACAGCCGCCUGGGCCUGGCCUCCCCACUGGCUGGCCUUGAGGUGGGCAGAGUGGGUUGUGGUGCCUCCUCUCCCUGUGUGGGACCAGGACGGUGGCUCAAGUCUCCACUCCAGGAAAGAAUCAAAGUUUCUAGAGUUGUGAGAAAACUAGAGAGUGGCUCUCCUGAUUCCUCACUGUGAGGGGCAUUCUUCAUGUUCUCCCAGCUGUUCCAAGACUGGGCCAUAGAAUUCCAUGUUUCAGGAGCCUAAGACCCUCCCAGAGCCCAGGUGCUUCACUGCAGACCCCAAGCCAUUGAGCACAUCACCCAGAGCAGUGGCCAACAUUGCAGACCCCUGUGCCUUGUCACAGAUGGGUGCUGGUCCUCAGGCAUUGGGGACACUGCUGGGUCGAUGGGUUCGGAUUCUGCCAGUUUCUGCUCUGCAGCCAAAGAUGGUCAGAAGCAUUGUCACUUCACUAACAUCAAGUGCUCAAAGACAUGGCAACUGUUCAAUGGUACUUAUGUAUUCAAAAUAUACAACUGCAGAUUCUCUGACAGAAACCAGCACGGGGUCUUCACCUUCAUUUACCCCACAGACGACAUGUGAGGGAGAACAGCAUCUCAGUGGUGAUUUCCAAACCAAGCCUUUGUUUUCGGUGUGGGGCUUUGGGGGUUUGCUUUAAUGUUUUUCAGAUGUGAAUGUUGGGCUUUGUAUUUUGAUGUAAACUGAGAAUAAUGGCAUUUUAGGGCCUGUGACCAAAAAUCAAGCUUGUAACGACCAUGGAUCUGAAUAAACCUGUCCUUGCUUCUGA